AUGGAAGUGAUUCAAGUGCUUCACAUGAAAGGAGGAGUUGGAGAAACCAGUUAUGCAAACUCUCCAGAUAUAUUUACCAGCUUAAAUCACAAUAUCAGUUUGUUAAUAUCACAAAAGGUGCUACCCAUGACGAAGCCAAUCACAGAGGAAUCCAUGACCGAGCUCUAUUGCAGCACCUACCCUGCAGGCAUAGCCAUCGCAGACUUGGGUUGUUCUUCACGACCAAACGCCUUCUUUGUGGUAUCUGAAUUUAUCAAACUGGUGGACAGUAUUCGCCAAAAGCUAGGCCAAAAAUCACCCGAGUAUCAAGUGUUUUUGAAUGACUUUCCAGGUAAUGACUUCAACACGAUUUUCAGGUCCUUACCCAGCUUCCAGAACAAACUGAAGAAACAACUUGGAGAUGGCAGCAGGCCAUGUUUUUUCACCGGUGUCCCUGGUUCUUUCUAUGACAGGCUUUUCAGAAACAAUAGUCUGCAUUUCGUACACUCUUCCUAUAGUCUUCACUGGCUCUCUCAUGUUCCUGGAGGGCUGGAAAGUAAAAAAGGCAACAUUUACAUGGCUAGCACAAGCCCGCCAGAUGUGCUUAAGGAAUAUUAUGAGCAAUUCCAGCAAGAUUUUUUGUUGUUUUUAAAGUGUAGAUCGGAGGAACUGGUGGAUGGAGGGCGUAUGGUUUUGACACUUUUAGGGAGAAGAAGCGAUGAUCCUUCAAGCAAAGAGUGUUGUUACAUUUGGGAGCUCUUGGCCAUGGCUCUCAACGAUAUGGUCUUUGAGGGACUCAUAGAAGAAGAGAAGUUGAUCUCCUUCAACAUACCUAAAUACACGCCAUCUCCAGCUGAGGUUAAAUCUGAGGUUCUGAAGGAAAGAUCCUUCACGGUCCAUCGUUUGGAGGUUAAUAUUGAAGUUAAUUGGAAUGCAUGUCAGAAUGAACCUGAGCUGUCUGAUGCAUUCAAGGAUGGUGGCUACAGUGUUGCAAAGUGCAUGAGGGCUGUGGCUGAGCCAUUACUUGCCAGCCACUUUGGUGAAGCAAUCAUUGAUGAGGUGUUCCGGAGGUACAGAGAUAUCGUUGCUGAUCGCAUGUCCAAGGAGAAGCCUGAGUUUGUCAACGUGACUAUUUCCCUUAUAAAAGGAUAAUCAUCUAAAUUUCUUUAGAUCAAUUAUCGGUGGCUUCCCUGAAAAACCCUUGUUCUGAUGAUAAAGUGGUGGGCUAUAUAUGUU
Theobroma umbraticum is the source of this 1215-nucleotide messenger RNA. RefSeq names its product S-adenosyl-methionine 4-1-methyl-2-pyrrolidinyl-3-oxobutanic acid methyltransferase-like. Gene Ontology annotation, molecular function: methyltransferase activity. The record is from RefSeq and is a predicted model, not a curated record. Lineage: Eukaryota; Viridiplantae; Streptophyta; Magnoliopsida; Malvales; Malvaceae.